CCUUGUUGUUUGCGGAAGGGAAAGAGCUCGCGGUCUUCGCCUCUCUCCGCGGCUGCUUGAGGGGCGGGAAGAUGGCGCUGGAAACUCGAGGGAUGGAGCAGGACGUGGAGGAAGGCGAGAUCUCGGACUGCGAAAUGCCGGCCUCCGCCGCGGCCAGGAGCCCCCCGCAGAAACAACACGAUACCAAUAGCUCAGCCAGAUCAUUCCCAAGCAACAUUUCACCAUGUGCACCAAGUGUCCCUUAUAGGGCAACCCAAAGCCUAGACUCGAGUGAUGAGAGCUUCUCAGAUUCAGAUGAAGAUAGCUGCCUGUGGAAGCGAAAGCGGCAGAAAUGUUCUAACCUUCCUCCCCCUAAACCAGAACCCUUCCAGUUUGACCAAAACCCUCUGAAACAGAUGACCGUUGGGGGUAAAAAGAUCAACAACAUUUGGGGUGCAGUGCUUCAGGAGCAGAAUCAAGAUGCAGUUGCCUCAGAACUUGGGAUCCUAGGGAUGGAGGGCACCAUAGACAGAAGUCGGGCAUCAGAGACUUACAACUACUUGUUGGCAAAAAAGCUGCUGAACAAACCUGAGAAAGAAGUGGUUGAAACACUAGACAAAGAGUUGGAUGAAUACAUGCACGAUGGCAAAAAGACAUUACCAAAGGAGGAAGAGGAGGAGGAGGAAAAUGGACAAGGACUAUUGAAACGGAAACGUUCUAUAAAGAACAGAUUGGGUGAAAGACAAGAAAUGAAUUAUAAAGGGAGGUAUGAAAUUACUGAAGAAGAUCCUGAGGAAAAAGUGGCAGAUGAAAUUGCUUACCGGCUUUGUGAACCGAAGAAGGAUCUGAUUAUACGGGUAGUGAAAAUCAUUGGGAAGAAAAAAUCCAUUGAACUGUUGAUGGAAACAGCUGAAGUGGAACAAAAUGGAGGCCUUUUCAUAAUGAAUGGUACUAGAAGAAGAACACCAGGUGGAGUUUAUUUAAACUUGCUGAAAAACACACCUAGCGUAACUGGAGAACAAAUCAAGGAAAUCUUCUAUAUUGAAAACCAAAAGGAGUAUGAGAACAAAAAAGCUGCAAAGAAGAGGAGAAUUCAAGUCCUGGGGAAAAAGAUGAAGAAAGCUAUUAAAGGGCUCAACCUUCAAGAAUAUGACGAUGCCUCUCGAGAGACUUUUGCUAGCGAUACAAACGAAGCGCUGGCUUCUCUGGAUGACUUGCAAGAGGGACACAGUGAAAUGAAAUUGGAUCCAGAGGAUGCUAUUGAAAUAGAUAACAGUCAGGAUUUAGACAUCUUUUAAUGUACUGGAUACUUGAGACACCAUAAGCUUUGUGAGAUACAUUAAAUUGCAGUUUUUAUAUCAUGUCUAUAUCUUGUUUUCAUUAGUUGCAAUAGUACAUGUUAUGUCAAUCAAUGGUAUGCUGAAGAGAGCCUUUUUAUUUCCAACUUAAUGCAAUACUUGAGCUUUCAGUUUUCAGAUCAUGAAUGUUUACGAUCUCCAUCCUUUGUUUCAGUCCUCACUCAACACCUAGUUAGGUCAUAUUCACUCACCUGAGCAUUAUUUGUUUUAGAUAAGGGCAAAACAGAAUGCUUUCAUUCCAGAGGAAAACUUGUGAAUGAGGCCUAUUUUAACUGCAUGGAAACACUUCUUCAUCUAACCAAAGGUAGUAUGCAACAAAGUGAUAUAGCACAGUUUGAAAUGUACACUGACUUGGAGCAUUGAGCAUGACCAUGGCCUCAAUUGAUGAGUUUGGAAACACUGUUUUGGGUCAUGAAUCAGAUAUGGUAUUCCAUCUGCUUGCAAAUUACUGAAAAUGUAUCUUUAGAUGGAAUAUUAACAAUAGGAAGGAAUAUAGUAUAGUGAUAUUAGAUGUCCUUUAUUUAGAUGCCCACUGUUGUCCAAAAGAAUGUUCUCUCAAAAGAAUUUUUAAGGAGUGUUCAGAUUUAUUUCCUGUUUCAAUGACAAAGCACCUGAUUCCCCACCCACCCCAAAUAAAUGUGCAGCAGCAGAUACUGCAUGAUGCAAAUCUCUGAUCCCUCCUUCUGGUAACUGGACCGCUAGUGUUAAAAAAGCACUUUUAAUAAAAGUUUGCAGUGGCUCAGAUAAACAGAUCCCUUGCACUACCCUAUCAGUCAUCUACUGCUCAUGCCUGAUUUUUGUGCUAAUGCUGUAAUAUAGUGAGAUAAUGUACUUAAGCACUACUGAAACCAUUUAGAAUUAAUCAUAAUACAGAUUUGAUCACCGUUAAAGUAGACCCCUUGAAAUCAAUGGCACAAGCAGUCAUGGCUAAGUUAAAUGUCAUUGAUUUCACUGGGUCUACUGUAGGUAUGACUGAGUCUGGAUCGAAACCAAUGUAACGGGAUACAGAAUGCUGGUUAUCAUACAUGAUUUGCCCAUUGUUCUUCCUAAAUUUAACAGUCUUGUUUGCUUCAUUGUCUCUGGGGAAAAGUUCUGGCUUGCGCAUACUUGAGCUGAAUACAAGUAUUGAGAUGUACCCAAGACCUAUGGGGGUGGUCACUUUGGUAGCCUUUCCAAGCUGAUCCUUUCAGCUAACUGCAAAAGAGUUGUUGAGGCAUAGGCUGUGGUUCCCUGAUGUGCAUCAAGCUGUUAAGAUUCCUUGAUGUCUGUCACUUACACAAAAAGUUAAUGACACUAAAUUGCCUUGAAUCUAAAUAUGUUGUUUUAUGUGAUUGUUUUGUGAGUCUCUGCACAAACAAAAGCAAGUAUACCAGUUUAAGGUAUCAACAGAUUAUUAAUGACCAACAAAUUUGAAACUACUGAGCCAAUAGUUGCUUCGAUAUUCUGUAUACCGAAUAUUGAUAUAUUUUAGUGUUGUUGUUUUUCAAAACAUUGGAUUAAAACUUCUGUUCCAAAUACAGGUAAUGGCUGAUUUCUCUAGGUAAUAAAAUAUUACAUUAUUUUGUAGAUGGAUUACAAUUCUUUUAUGUAAAGUUGAAGUAUUUAAAAGAUGACUAUGCCAUAUUGCUACACGAUCAUUCUUUUGCAGUAAACUUGGUAAGGUUGUUUACCAUUUACUAAGAAAUGUGGUAUUCUGUAAUCCUUGUUCUUAAUAUCCGAAGGUCCUACAACCCUUAGAUAUUCUGCUAGGAAACAUGUCCUAGUGAAUGUAGUGGGAUCGCUGAGUAUAGGAAUAGGCUGCCUGAGAUGUCAGUGUAACAUUGUAAUGUUGGUAGUUUAUGGUUUUCAAACAUUUCACUAACAUUGCUGUCAAUAUGCCACAUUCUAAGCAGGCAUAUGCUAGGUGCAGCAAGUCUAAGAAAUAUGUUAUGGAUACUUUCCCUCCAGAAUUAAGACCAUUUUACUAUCCUAAACUGUUUUUUCAUCUUCAAUUACAGAGUAGUUUAUUUUGUUUUCUUUUCUUCAGACUCUAAAGUUCACUUUAACCAAUAGUUCUGAAAAUGGGGUCUGCCUAUAAAAUGUAUCCACUAUUCUUUCACCCUACUGAGUUCCAAUUAACUUUUUUUUUUUAAAAAAAGGGACAGGACAGUUAGCAACAUAUUUGCUUGAACCUUACUUGUAGGCAUGCAAGUAUACUAUUUGUAAAAGCUCUCAGAAAGGACAAAGUGGAAUUGCACACAUCUGGUUUUAUUUUUAUUUGUAGAGUAAAAUAAAUAAAUAAAGACUUGGUUUUGAAAA
Messenger RNA from Elgaria multicarinata webbii, 3635 nucleotides. It is a transcript of the gene PHAX, whose product is annotated as phosphorylated adaptor for RNA export. Gene Ontology annotation, cellular component: nucleus. Bases 72 to 1277 code for a protein of 401 amino acids. Gene Ontology annotation, biological process: snRNA export from nucleus. The record is from RefSeq and is a predicted model, not a curated record. Lineage: Eukaryota; Metazoa; Chordata; Lepidosauria; Squamata; Anguidae. The transcript is spliced from 5 exons.